AUGCCUGAGUCAAGCAGCUCUCGUGGAGUUGUCAUCAGCGGCGGAGGGCGGGGUAUCGGGCGAGCCCUGGCUCGCCAUUUCCUGAACAAGGGCGAUCGCGUCUUCCUGCUCGACGUCGAUGCUGAUGAACUGCACCACACCGUCCACGUCCACCUCGCCAAACACCAUCCCACCAACCUCUCCUCCUCCAUCUGCGACCUCCGCAAUGCCGACGAGAUCCGCAAGACGAUCACCGAUGCCGCCAAAUUCCUCGGCGGCCACAUCGACGUCCUGAUCAACAACGCCAGCAUCGCGACGCCGCAAUGGAAAGACGGCAAAACCAUGCUCGACGCGUCGACGCUGGAUGAGUGGCGCGCCUACGUCGACACGAACCUGACGGCGCCCUUCGCCGUCAGCCAGGCGGCGCUGCCGUACAUGAGGUGCGACGCCGCCGCCGCCGCCAACGCCGACGCCGCCCGCCACGACGCCAGGCACAUCGCCGGGCCCGGCCCGUGUAUCGUCCACGUCGGCUCCUUCCGCGCGCACCAGAGCGACCCGAACCAGGAGGGCUACGCCGCGACAAAGGCCGGCCAGCUCGGCCUGAUGCACUCGAUGGCCGUCAGCUGCGAGCCGUGGGGCAUACGUGUGAACCUGGUCGCGCCGGGGCGCAUCAAGGUGGCGCAUGAGUGCAAGGAGGGCGAUGAGAAGGGGAUGAGCUGGGCGGAGACGCUGGAGGAGAAGGAUGUGCAGCAGCAUCCGGCGAAUCGCGCGGGCAUGCCUGAGGAUAUUGCGCAGGCGGUGGAGUAUUUGGUUAAUGCGGGGUUUGUCACUGGGCAGGAGAUUACGGUCGAUGGCGGCGCGUUGAAGAAGAAGAAUAAGUGA
Molecule: messenger RNA, 861 nt
Organism: Lasiodiplodia theobromae
Lineage: Eukaryota; Fungi; Ascomycota; Dothideomycetes; Botryosphaeriales; Botryosphaeriaceae
Product: Short chain alcohol dehydrogenase
Exons: 2
Coding region: 1-861 (286 amino acids)
Source: RefSeq, a predicted model, not a curated record